Molecule: messenger RNA, 1692 nt
Organism: Chrysochloris asiatica (Cape golden mole)
Lineage: Eukaryota; Metazoa; Chordata; Mammalia; Afrosoricida; Chrysochloridae
Gene: SYTL1
Product: synaptotagmin-like 1
Exons: 14
Coding region: 1-1692 (563 amino acids)
Biological process (GO): exocytosis; intracellular protein transport
Cellular component (GO): exocytic vesicle; plasma membrane
Molecular function (GO): small GTPase binding; neurexin family protein binding
Source: RefSeq, a predicted model, not a curated record
AUGCCCCAGAAGGACCACUCAUCUCAAGAGAGGCUCUGGGUCCUGCCCUCCCUACCCAUGGCACAGGGGCCAGAGCCUGAGGCCGACAGGCUGUUGGACCUCAGCUUUCUGACAGAGGAGGAGCAGACAGCUAUUGCUGAUGUCCUAAAGCGAGAUGCCCACCUGCGCCAGCUGGAGGAGGGGCGAGUCAGCAAGCUCCGGGCCUCACUGGCAGACCCUGGGCAGUUGAAGAUCCUGACAGGCGACUGGUUCCAGGAAGCACGGUCCCAACGGCACCACCAUGCCCACUUUGGCUCUGACCUCAUUCGUGCUUCUAUCCGCUGGAAGAAGAACUUCAGGGGUGAUCAGGUGCUGUGCAAUGAUGGAGAAGCUGAGGUUACUGGGAAAGAGAAAGAAGAGGAGCUGGAACUCAGACUCCCCAUAGAUGAAAUCCCCCAAGAAAGGCUCAGAGAGGCUGAGGGGUCUGAUUUCCCCUCACCAUUGGACCCUUCAAAGGCUUCUGAUUAUGAGGAGGAGCCUCGGGCCCAGGAAGCCCCCUGCCCCGGGGUAGCGCAAGUCUAUGAAGACGCGGAGCCAGAGCCGGAGCCGACUAAGCAAGGAAAGGAGGUGCCGCGGCCCCCGUCAGCGCAGGUUGAGUUGUUGCCCAAACCCCUGGAGAAUGGGGAGGAGGCCCCGGGAUCUGGCCCUUCAUUCGACCGCAUGCUCAGCAGCAGCUCUUCGGUGUCCAGCCUCAAUUCCUCCACGCUGAGCGGCAGCCUGAUGAGCCUGUCGGGGGAGGCGGAGGCGGGCGCCGUGCAGGUGUGCGGCUCCGUGCACUUCGCGUUGUGCUACGAGCCUGGCGCCGCCGAGCUGCGCGUGCACGUGAUCCAGUGCCAGGGCCUGGCCGCCGCCCGGCGCCGCCGCUCUGACCCCUACGUCAAAAGCUACCUUCUCCCGGAUAAGCAGAGCAAGCGCAAGACGGCGGUGAAGAAACGGAAUCUGAAUCCGGUCUUCAACGAGACUCUCCGGUACUCCAUCCCGAAGGCCGAACUCCGGGGCCGUGUGCUGAGCCUGUCCGUGUGGCACCGUGAAAGCUUGGGUCGCAACAUCUUCCUAGGCGAAGUCGAAGUGCCACUGGACACGUGGGACUGGGAUUCUGAGCCCACCUGGCUCCCCCUGCAGCCCCGGGUCCCACCCUCCCCUGAUGAACUUCUCAGCCGUGGGUUCCUCUCUCUGUCCCUCAAGUAUGUCCCCGCCGGCUCCGAGGGCGCAGGACUGCCCCCGAGCGGGGAGCUGCACUUCUGGGUGAAGGAUGCUCAGAACCUCGUGCCACUUCGUUCAGGAUCCUUGGAUACUUACGUACAAUGCUCAGUGCUGCCCGAUGACAGCCGGGCCAGCCGCCAGCGGACAAGGGUAGUGCGCCGCAGCCUCAGCCCCAUGUUCAACCACACCAUGGUUUACGAUGGUUUUGGACCUGCUGACCUGCGCCAAGCCUGUGCCGAGCUCUCCCUCUGGGACCAUGGCGCUCUAGCCAGCCGUCAACUGGGGGGUACCCGCCUCAGCCUGGGCACCGGCAGCAGCUAUGGGCUCCAGGUACCCUGGAUGGACUCCACACCUGAGGAGAAGCAGCUGUGGCAGACACUUUUGGAGCGGCCAUGUGAGUGGGUGGAUGGCCUUCUGCCCCUCAGAACCAACCUGGCUCCUAGGACAUAG